AUGUCGGUUAAAAUAUUAAUCAAAGACUUGGUUCAGGAGUUGAGCGAAGAAAACGACAGACUUUUGCGUGAAUUAAGAUAUUGUCGACAAUUGCGGCAAUUGUUUGAUAAAUACCGACAUCUGGUCUUCGGGUUUAAUGCCAACUGUCUGUGCAAUGAAAACACUGCUAACAAAACACAAUUCAAUGAACUGGAAGUACUGUACGAUAGAGUUGUCGUCGAGAGAUGUCAUCAAAUGGACGACAAUAGUGAUGAUAAACUAAUGAAGAAAAACACCAAAAGUGUGAACAAUGAUAUUGUGGACAACAUUAGUGAUAAUAAUAAUAAUAAUAAUAAAAAUAUUAAAGUAAAGACUCGGACUAAGAGAAGACUGAAGUCAAGUGGCGAACAAACACCGAAACAACGGAUUCGUGUGAAGGCUUUUUGCUGUCAAUGGACGGCCUGUGGAAAGAAGUUUCGCGAAUCGGGCGAACUGUUGGCACACAUACGGCUUAAACAUACCAAUGAGCGGCCGUUCAUGUGUUCCGAGUGUCCGAAAACAUUUCCCGUCGAAAGAUAUCUAAAGAUUCAUCAGAAGACACACGCGACAGACAAACCGUUCAAAUGUCGUUACACUGACUGUCCGUAUGAGAGCCGAAGUUUGCAAUCGCUUAAUGAGCACCACUUGCGACACGAAAAUGAGAGGCCAUUCGGAUGUACCGAAAGUGAUUGCGGCAAAAGUUAUUACACAAAAACGGCGCUUAAAAGACACGCAAUGCACGCGCAUAGUCAGGUUCGGCCGUUUUCUUGCGAUUGGCCCGGAUGUGAGUCCCGAUUCAAAUGUAAACAACGAUUGGACGAACACAAGGCUUUUCAUCUGAAUGAACGUAAGUUUCUCUGCGAUUACGACGAAUGUGGCAAAAGUUUUUGCACAAAAAAGAUGUUACAGAACCACAGGGCCCGUCAUCUCAAGCUAUAUGUGUGCAGUUGGCCGGCGUGUGGCCAACGGUUUGCCCAAAAUUUUUUGUUAGCCGAACACAUGAACCGACAUCAAGACUUGAGACCAUUUAAGUGUCGCCACACGGGCUGUUCGCUCGCCUUUUACAGCAAAAUAUUGCUUAACAGACACGUCAGAGAAAGUCAUCGGGAAGUGAUGAUCACAACAGUAAUUGUGGACACUCUUCUUAAUCUAUGA
Messenger RNA from Oppia nitens, 1173 nucleotides. RefSeq names its product zinc finger protein OZF-like. The coding region runs from base 1 to 1173 and encodes 390 amino acids. The transcript has a single exon. The record is from RefSeq and is a predicted model, not a curated record. Gene Ontology annotation, cellular component: nucleus. Lineage: Eukaryota; Metazoa; Arthropoda; Arachnida; Sarcoptiformes; Oppiidae. Gene Ontology annotation, biological process: regulation of transcription by RNA polymerase II. Gene Ontology annotation, molecular function: DNA-binding transcription factor activity, RNA polymerase II-specific; RNA polymerase II cis-regulatory region sequence-specific DNA binding.